Messenger RNA from Gryllus bimaculatus (two-spotted cricket), 1287 nucleotides. The record is from the annotation of a GenBank genome assembly. Lineage: Eukaryota; Metazoa; Arthropoda; Insecta; Orthoptera; Gryllidae.
AUGUGGCGCGCAGUGGCAGCGGGGCUGAGGGCCACCUGCGCGAUCGUCGACGAGCGCGCGUCGCGCACACAGCACCCACGCGGUCAGGCAGGAGGCGUGCUAGCGAGCGAUGAGGAGCGUGCAGUGGGCGCCAGCGCGCCUGAGCGGGCGGAGCGGAGCGGGGCGGAGCGGAGCUGCCGGCUUUUGGCGGCGAGAGGGAAGGCCGGCGGGGCGGCCCUCGUCGGCGCCCGCCACCGGCGCAAGCCGCCUGCCCGGCUGGCCAGCGCAGGCGCAGCGCAGCGCACCGGCCCGGCCAGCCAGAGCGCGCGAGGAGGUCAGUGCGGCGCGACGGCCGCGCGCGAGGAACAGCUCGCUCACGGCACGCGCCGAGGGAGCGGGCGGGCGACCGACAGGCCCGCGGCGGGACACAGCCGAGUCUCAAUGCACCAUCGGCGCGGGCCGGGGCGACGCCGCGGCGUCGGCGGCCACGGUGGCGGGGGCGCUCCUGCUGGCGCGGCGCUGGCUCGGCGCGCGCCGCGCCCGCGCGUGCCGCUCGACGUGUUCCAGCACCACCACGGCGGCGGAGGGCGGCACCCCGUGCGGCCCCCGCCGCCCCGACACAAGGACGCGGCGCCCAGGCGGCGCUGUCCGACGCGCUGGCGCGCCACGCCGCCCCCGCCCCCGCCGACGGACAGCCCACCGUGCUCUACCAAGUCGGGGCAUGAACGCUCCCCGGCAGCGCAUAGAGGGGCAACGCACGUCAACACGGCAGCCGCGGCGACGCUGGGCGAGGAGGAGGAGCUGCGGCGGCCACCUGCCGACGGCGGCGACCAGAAGCGCCCGCAGCGCAAGGCGAGCCCCGCACACGUGCAGCGGGCGGGGUCACGCGAGAGGGCGACGCCAGGCGAAGAGCAAGAUGAUGGCCCUCUUGCAUUUUGCGAGCGAGCAAUCAAGGAAAUGCCUUGCGAGACUGAAGCUUCUCCACCUGCCUUCGCCAACGUGCCGGGUAUUUGGGGCUUCGUCGGCGACCUCGCCUGCGCGCGUUGGGAGCGUGGAGAAGCAGUGCGCGCAGCGCUGCUCUUCCAGAAGGUUCUCGUGACGCCGCCGGCGAGGAGCGGUCGCCGCUUUUCGCCGGCUCCUCACAACAAUUCGGUCCACUUCGGCUUCGUUCGCGCCGCCCCUCGCGCACACCGACCUGUCAAUUCUCCUCCGCACUCUCUUCCGAGAUGCCGAGCAUACGAUUACCAAGGACCGGGCACACCUCUCUACUUACUUCGCAUCAUCGAUUAUUUUAAUGGACUGCAAUAA